GGUUAUAAAGCCAUGAGCCCCCUUCGAUGGGGGAUUCUGCUCGGCUGCCUGGGCUGUGCGCUCCCGCCGCGGGUGCGGGCGCAGUUCCCCCGGGUCUGCAUGACGGUGGGCAGCCUGCAGGCCAAGGAGUGCUGCCCGCCGCUGGGCGCCGAUACGGCCGACGUCUGUGGCUCUCGGGAGGGCCGGGGCCAGUGCGCGGAGGUGCAGAUCGACACCAGGCCCUGGAGCGGUCCUUACGUCCUGCGCAACCAGGACGACCGAGAGCGGUGGCCACGGAAGUUCUUCGACCGGACCUGCAGGUGCACAGGAAACUUCGCCGGCUAUAACUGUGGAGACUGCAAGUUUGGCUGGACUGGCCCCAACUGCGAGCAGAAGAAACCCCUGGUUGUCCGGCAGAAUAUCCACUCCUUGACCCCUCAGGAGCGUGAGCAAUUCUUGGGCUCCUUAGACCUCGCAAAGAACACGCCGCAUCCCGACUACGUGAUCACCACGCAACACUGGCUAGGCCUGCUCGGGACCAACGGGACCCAGCCACAGAUCGCCAACUGCAGCAUUUAUGAUUUCUUUGUGUGGCUCCAUUAUUAUUCCGUUAGAGAUACAUUAUUAGGACCAGGGCGCCCAUACAAGGCCAUAGAUUUCUCACACCAAGGCCCCGCCUUCGUUACCUGGCACCGCUACCAUUUGUUGUGGCUGGAAAGAGAUCUCCAGCGCCUCACUGGCAAUGAGUCCUUUGCUUUGCCCUACUGGAACUUUGCCACCGGGAGGAACGAGUGUGACGUGUGUACAGACCAGCUGUUUGGGGCUGCAAGACAAGAUGAUCCGACUCUGAUUAGUCAAAACUCCAGAUUCUCCAGCUGGGAAAUUGUCUGUGAUAGCUUGGAUGACUACAACCGCCGGGUCACCCUGUGUAAUGGAACCUAUGAAGGUUUGCUGAGAAGAAAUCAAGUGGGAAGAAACAGUGAGAAAUUGCCAACUUUAAAAGACAUACAAGAUUGCCUGUCUCUCAAGAAGUUUGACAAUCCUCCUUUCUUCCAGAACUCUACCUUUAGCUUCAGGAAUGCCCUGGAAGGAUUUGAUAAAGCAGACGGGACCCUGGACUCUCAAGUGAUGAACCUUCAUAAUUUGGUUCAUUCCUUCCUGAACGGGACAAACGCUUUGCCACAUUCUGCUGCCAAUGAUCCUGUUUUUGUGGUGGUUUCUAAUCUUUUGCUUUACAAACAAUACACUACAAUUUUGCCUUUUGUCAGGAAGGAAAAGCAGACAGGGCCCCUGGGCUCCCUGAACGACAGUCUAGGAGUCCUUCAUUCCUUUACUGAUGCCGUUUUUGACGAGUGGAUGAAAAGAUUCAAUCCCCCUGUGGAUGCCUGGCCUCAGGAACUGGCACCCAUUGGUCACAAUCGGAUGUAUAACAUGGUUCCUUUCUUCCCUCCGGUGACUAAUGAGGAACUCUUUUUAACGGCAGACCAGCUUGGCUAUAGCUAUGCCAUUGAUCUGCCAGUUUCAGUUGAAGAAACUUCAGAUUGGACCACAACCCUCUCAGUGCUUAUGGGGAUGCUGGUGGUUUUGGUUGGUCUUUUUGCACUGCUGCUUCUCCUUCAAUAUAGAAGAGUCCGAAAAGGAUAUACACCCUUAAUGGAGACACAAUUAAGCAAGAAGAGAUACACAGAAGAAGCCUAGAUGCUCACGCCUUACCCUAGAGAAGAGGCUGGCCAAGGCUUAGUUCUGACACUGACAGUGAGCAAACGAAUCCUCACUGUUUUUCCUUUCAUUGACGAUCUUUGGCAUAGCUCCUCCUGUUGUGGUGAUCCCAAAUACGGACGGACGAUGCUUAGCUGUAGUUUCUGGUUUGCUUUGUUUAUCUAACAAACAAGCUAAAGUGCUUGAGGGUGUCUCUACCAUCAAACAAAGGUAGAGCUGCUGAUGA
Molecule: messenger RNA, 1924 nt
Organism: Lagenorhynchus albirostris (white-beaked dolphin)
Lineage: Eukaryota; Metazoa; Chordata; Mammalia; Artiodactyla; Delphinidae
Gene: DCT
Product: dopachrome tautomerase
Exons: 11
Coding region: 13-1677 (554 amino acids)
Biological process (GO): developmental pigmentation; melanin biosynthetic process from tyrosine; ventricular zone neuroblast division
Cellular component (GO): melanosome
Molecular function (GO): oxidoreductase activity; dopachrome isomerase activity
Source: RefSeq, a predicted model, not a curated record